Candoia aspera is the source of this 7133-nucleotide messenger RNA. It is a transcript of the gene ITGA9, whose product is annotated as integrin subunit alpha 9. Lineage: Eukaryota; Metazoa; Chordata; Lepidosauria; Squamata; Candoiidae. The transcript is spliced from 28 exons. Bases 263 to 3364 code for a protein of 1033 amino acids. Gene Ontology annotation, molecular function: integrin binding. Gene Ontology annotation, cellular component: integrin complex; external side of plasma membrane. The record is from RefSeq and is a predicted model, not a curated record. Gene Ontology annotation, biological process: cell adhesion mediated by integrin; cell-cell adhesion; cell-matrix adhesion.
CUACUCGAGACUUUAGCGGGACGACGCGCACUCGGAGACGUCGGCUUAAUCGCCCCCCUCCCUUUUUUCCCCUUUCAAUUGUUUCUGGCGGAGGAGCUGUUUGAAUGCUACAAGCUGCUGCGGCGGCGUUUUCUUCUCUCCUGCCCCCGUCACAGCCGAAGCGCGGGCGGGCGCGCGGCUCUCCUCUGCCCCGAAGCCAGCGAGCGCCCGAGAGGGCUUCCCGCAGCCGGCGUGCGAAGAGGCGCACUUUGAAACCUAGAGAAUGGCUGGACUUCCCUGGGAGGGCAAGCGGGGUGGAUUUAAAGUCCUAGUGGCGACGCUUUCCGUGGCUUUGGUUUACUCCUAUAACAUCGAUCUGGAUCAUCCCGUGAUUUAUCAAGGACCCAAUAACUCUUUCUUCGGGUACUCGGUGCUGGAGCAUUACUACGACAAUACCCGAUGGGUCUUGGUUGGUGCCCCAAAGGCAGAUUCUAAGUACAGUGCUUCUGUUAAGUCCCCAGGAGCUGUAUUCAAAUGUCGGGUUCACACUAACCCUGAUAGGAGGUGCACAGAGCUGGAUAUGGGUCGAGCUAAUGUUCGAGGAACAUUGUGUGGAAAGACAUGUAAAGAAGACAGAGAUGAUGAAUGGAUGGGAGUCAGUCUGGCAAGACAGCCUACAGUUGGAGGAAGUAUACUGGCUUGUGCACAUCGUUGGAAAAAUGUCUACUAUGAAACUGAGUACAUCCUUCCUCAUGGCUUUUGCAACAUCAUCCCUCCCAACCUUGGGUCAAAUGGUAAAAAGUUAAUGCCUUGCUAUGAAGAAUAUAAGAAGAAAUACGGUGAAGAGCAUGGUUCAUGCCAGGCUGGAAUAGCAGGUUUCUUCACAGAGGAGUUGGUUAUCAUGGGGGCUCCUGGGUCUUACUAUUGGACAGGAACUAUCAAAGUAUUGAAUCUCACUGAUAAUACCUACUUCAAACUGAAAGAUGAAUCUGCGAUAGCCAAGCGCUACAUAUAUCUAGGAUAUGCAGUGGUAGCAGGUCACUUCUCUCAGCUGAUGACCACGGACGUCGUUGGAGGAGCUCCCCAGGAUGGCGGCGUUGGAAAGGUGUACAUAUUCCGCACAGAUAGGAAUUCUGGCUCUCUGGUAAAAAUCUUUCAGGCUUCUGGUAAAAAGAUGGGCUCUUACUUUGGCUCCUCCUUAUGUGCAGUUGAUCUGAAUUCUGAUGGACUUUCAGACCUCCUGGUGGGAGCGCCCAUGUUCUCUGAGAUCCGGGAUGAAGGUCAAGUCACUGUCUACCUCAGCAGAGGAAAUGGAGUUCUGGAAGAGCAGCUUGUCCUGAAUGGCGAUAAAGCCUACAAUGCACACUUUGGGGAAAGCAUGGCAUCCCUUGGGGAUAUCGAUGAUGAUGGAUUUCCAGAUGUUGCCAUUGGUGCUCCUAAAGAAGACAACUAUGCAGGAGCAGUGUAUAUCUAUCAUGGAUACAUUGGGGGCAUCAUUCCUCGAUAUUCCAUGAGGAUAUCUGGAAGACAUUUAAGUCCAAGGCUGCAGAUGUUUGGCCAGUCCAUUUCUGGAGGAGUUGAUAUGGAUGGAAAUGGUUACCCAGAUGUGACAGUUGGCGCCUUUAUGUCAAACAAUGUAGUUCUUCUAAGAUCACGGCCUGUUAUUACCUUGGACAUCUCAAUUUUCCUGCCAGCAUCCAUUGACAUCACAGCUCCUCAGUGUCAUAAUGGCUUGCAACAAGUGAAUUGUCUAAAUGUCACUGCCUGCUUUAGGUUCAAAGGCAAACAUGUUCCAGGACUGAUAGAUUUGAAUUAUAAUUUGACAGCAGAUGUGGCAAAGAAAGAAAAAGGUUAUCCAGUAAGGAUUUACUUCGUCUCUUCUGGAGAAGCCACGGGCCAGAUCACAGAACAAUUGCAGCUGUCCUAUAUGCAGAAGAAAUGCACAAACUACCUAGCCUUCGUAAAGAGAAGAGUCAAAGAUGUAAUAUCGCCAAUUGUGUUUGAUGCUACAUAUAGCCUUGGGGAACAUAUUGUGAAAAAGGAGGAAAAAGAAUUACCUGCGCUCAAGCCUGUACUCCGAUGGAAAAAAGGACAGAAGAUGUCUCAGAGAAACCAGACUAUUUUUGAAAGAAAUUGUCAGUCAGAUGACUGUGCUGCUGACUUGAAACUUCAGGGUAAACUCUUCCUAUCCAGUGCUGAUGACAGGGCUCCUUAUCUGGCUCUGGGGGCAGUGAAGAACAUCUCGCUGAACAUCACCAUCUCUAACGUUGGGGACGAUGCUUAUGACACAAACAUCGCUUUCAACUUUUCCAAAGAGCUCUUCUUUAUCAAAAUGUGGCAAAAGGAUGAGAUGGGUACUGCUUGUGAGUUGCUAGAACCAGACUCAGACUUCCUUAAGUGCAGCGUGGGCUUUCCCUUCAUGAGAUCAAAAUCCAAGUAUGAAUUCAGUGUUAUCUUUGACACUAGCCAUUUGUCUGGGGAAGAGGAAAUUCUUUCAUUCCUUGUAUCUGCUCAGAGUGGGAACUUGGAACACAAUCUUCAGGACAAUUCUCUCAUUUUGACAGUUCCCCUGAUGCAUGAAGUGGACUCAUCCAUCACUGGAACGGUGUCCCCCAGUUCUUUUAUUUAUGGCGAGUCAGUGGCAGCAUCUCAGUUUACCCAGCUGGAAGAUUUUGAGUGUAAUUUUCAGGACUUAAAUUUUACUCUUCAGGUCUACAAUGCUGGGCCAAGUACACUUCCUGGAUCUUUUGUUGACAUUUCAGUUCCUAACCGUCUCUCAGCUACUGGAGCUGAUAUGUUCCAUAUUCAACAGAUGAUGGUUGCCCAGGACAAAGGGAACUGCUCUUUUCAGAAUAACCCAACACCAUGUGUCAUUCCUCAGGAAAAGGAGAAUAUUUUUCACACAAUAUUUGCCUUUUUUACCAAGUCUGGGAGGAAAGUAUUGGACUGUGAAAGACCAGGCAGGUCCUGUUUAAUUAUACGGUGUAACUUAAGCUCGCUAGCAAAAGCUGAAUCCCGCAGCAUAGAUGUGCAGAUGCUUUUGAAUACAGAGAUAUUAAAGAAGGAUACCUCAUCAGUUAUUCAGUUUGUAACACGGGCAAAGGUGAGAGUGGACACAAGCAACCGGGCGAUCGAAGUGCCCAAUGGGAAUUCCGAACACGCAACAGUGGUCUUUGAGGCCUUGCACAAUCUGGAGCCUCGUGGUUAUGUGGUCGGAUGGAUCAUUGCUAUCAGUUUACUGGUGGGAAUUCUCAUCUUCCUGUUACUGGCUGUGCUGCUAUGGAAGAUGGGCUUCUUUCGCAGAAAAUACAAAGAAAUCAUUGAGGCUGAGAAGAAUAGACAAGAGAAUGAAGACAGUUGGGACUGGGUCCAGAAAAGCCAAUGAACUAGACUGGGGGUAAGGAAACAUUGAAAUCCUGGCCAUGUGGUACACAAUUGCUCCCUAUUGGUCCUGCUCUUGUAUCUUCCAUAUGUGGAAGAAGGAAUCUUCUCCAGAUUUUUCGGAGGCCCCGUUGACACGGUUGUUCUUCAUCACCUUAUAGUAGGGGACAUAUCUUGAGGCAACCACUGCAGACCUGUCGGGUGACUGAAGCAAUUUAUACAUCCUGGAAGAAAUGAACUUGGAUUACUGAGCUGCAGUGCAGAACAAUAUUUAUGAAUCCAGCAUAUAUGCGGUAUACCCUCAGGGGAAGACUCUUGCCGAAAAAAAUAUUUUUCAUAAAUAUAAGCUUUUAUACUGAUUAUGUGUUUAUAUAUAUAUAUUUGUAUCAAUGUUGUAUGUUUUCUUUUGAGAUAGAUUCGCAAUAGCUGCUGCAGUCCUAUAUUCACAUUUGCUUGGAAGCUACGUUCCAAUAAAUUCAAUAGGGCUUACUUCUAAGUAGGCGUAUUAGAGAAUGCACUGUUAGAUUGUAAUCCUUUGCACACUUACCAGGGAAUAAACCCAAUUAAGUUGGGUUGGGUAUAGUGGGGCUUCCUUCUGAGUAAGUUCACAAAGGAUUGUCCUGUAAAGCACUGAUAUCCAGCUGAAAUUUUGGUCAUGCAUAUGUGUUUGUAUCUGUUAUACUGUACUUUUGAAUGUCAAUGCAGAAGAAAAGCAGAUUAAAUGAAUGGAAAGAUUUCACGUAACAGAAUCUACCAGUUCUGAUAAUGAUUUACAUAGAGCCCAAAUCCUUUCAUUUAAAAAAAAAAAGAAUCCAAAGUUAAAUGUUUGAGCUGCUCACAUGAAACGUUAAGAAAUCUGUUAUUCAGGGACCAAGCAUGACUCACAUUUCAAAAAGAAACAAUUCUUUUUUACCUUUUCCUCCCUUUGUUACACUGUUCAGUUGCGUAGCCCUCUGUAGAAGAAAGCAGUGUCAUAUAUAUUCUUUAUUUUUUAAAAAAAAGAGUAGUAAUUUACAAUUUCUACAGCUAUCCCUCGGCAGUGGUUUGAUGCUUUCAAUGUGAAGUUCCAUUUGUUUACACUUAAAGCAGAGGUUCGUGUUGUGUGAACCUCAAACUGCUUGGCAAACCACCAAUGGAAUUCAGUGGCCUGCCAGGGGCUUGCUGUCCUGCACCUAUUUUUGCAGUCUCAGGCAGAUAGCAAAGAUAGGCGGCACAGUGACGUUUUGAACUGGGUUUUAGUGGAUGGCACACUGGGCUGUCUUGAGGGGCAAAAUUAAUGACUGCCUUUGAUCAUCAUUCAUUUUUGAAGCAUCCCCUGUCGGGGGGGAAAAAACGAUAAAGUGAAGAUGGAAGAUUUGGGAGACCCUGUUUGUUAAAACAAAUACAAUCGUUGGCACUAUAUACUGACACAGAAAAUGAUGUCCUGGAAAAUAAAGGCUGUGUGCUGUUCUUUUAAAGUUCAUAUUCCCUGCAUCGCCUUCAAUGUGUGACAUUCUCUUUGGAUGAUUAAAAGUGCCUUGCAACUAAAUAGCAAUCUAAUGCUCACAGCUUUUAUGCGGCUUUGUUGAUAGGGCAUAUUGCACUAGAGAAAGCAGCACAAUAACUUCCUUUGGCCUAGGAAAGGGAUGUCUUCACUGAGAUGGGAUGAAGUGAGGAGGCUGUGUUGAGUUUAUAACUGUAGAAAAGAGAAACUCCCACUAUCUAAUGUCUGGUUAUUACAUUAUUAUGCAUCUGUCAUUUCCCCUGGCCCUGUUCCUUUUAGCAGCUGUGCUGUGCCCCUGCAGUUGAUCAGUCUGUUUUGCAGGUUGGAAGUUUUGCUUAAAGAUAAUGAUAUUGCUGUGGCCAACCAGUACAUUUCUGAUUCAAGUGAGAUUUAUACCAGAGCCCUGAAAUUUAGACAAUGGACUCCUGGUUAGUAGCAAAAUGUUGUUAACAGAGUGCCCUGUAGGUUUCUCACUGUAUCAAUAAGGUUUUAUUAUAAUAGGCAAGGUUAAAAUUACAUACAUUUAUUCACAAAUUACAGUAACAGGUAUCAGUGUUCAGUGUAACUAAAUGUUUUGAGCAUGGGAAAAUUAAGUAUUAUGCAUUCAGUUUAUGAAGUACACCUCUGUUUAUCAGGCUGGGUCCAAAGAAUCAUGAUCCAACUUAAGCUCCAUUGAUUUUACAGGAUCUGCUAUAAGUGUUAUUCAAUUUGCAUCUCACCCUUAAUAUUUGAAAGGAUCACACAUUACACUGAUAUGAUAAUUCUUCAAACUAUGUUUUCACUAUUCCAUCUAGGAUGCUCAAAGGGAUAAAAAUCUUAAACUAUUCAACAUUUUACUUUUAGUAGAGAAUGGGAUUAUAUUCCAACAUAAACACCUCAUGGGUUCAUGUCAAAGGGCAGGAUAAUUUUUUUAAAAAAUCAUUUUUUCUUAAAAGCUAGUUUAAAACAAAUGCCUUACUAUAUGAAGCUAAAAAGAUACAGAAAGAAAUGUUUUCUGAUGAGCUAUGACUCACCUAUAUUUCUGCCACAGGUUUUUCCAGUUUUGCUACCUGAGUUCCUUUAAGCUGGAAGUACAAGCAAGGAUCUUUUCAAAGUGGGACCUUCUGAAUCCCAUGCACACAUUUUGCCUUUCAGCAGCGUUCUCUUGUUACUCUAUUAUGCAGCAAUUCAGGCAUGAAAAAUAAUGCCAGCAGGUGGCAUCCUGGCCUUAUAGCUCAGAAGCAAGAUCAGUAAGAAAGAGUUUGCAAUUGAUCUGAAAAAAUAUGUCCCCCCUUUUUUUGGGGGGGGGAUGCAUAUGGAAUCUGAAUUUACUGAAAUGAUUAUUGGAAUGGUUGCUGAUUUCCACCAGUCCAAUAUUUCAGCUUGUGGCACAAUCUGUUUUUUUUAAAAAAACAACAUAAAAUUAAUGCAGAUAUUAAGCCCAUGUGCAGGCAUACAAAUGUUUAUUAGGUGCCUUAUGAAAUCUUGAAGUUUAUAAGGUGAGCCUUAGUGGAUCAAAUCAUUACCCUUUUCAUCAAUUAUGUAGAAUGUCAUCCCAACAGAAAUAUAUGCAAGGAGAAAUUAUGUACUAAUUUGAUCAUUUUGUUAGGGGAUAUUUUUGAGAUGCUGGGGGUAACUUUAAAUUGUUGAUUGUUGAUCCAAAAUCUGUCUGCUCUGAAUGGGAUGGAAACUAUAUUUUCAGCAAGUGAUCCGUAGUAAAAUGAGACACUUUCAGCUUUACAAAAUUAUAACAUGGCUCAUAUUUUUAAAAACUAGCAUGCAAUAGCUGUUAAUCUUUCCAGUGAAUACAAAGCUGAUGCCUAAAUUAAAUGAUGAACUUCAGUUGUACUGUUGAAUGUAUGGCUAUAAAUUUGGGUCUUGGUCCUACUGAUUUAUCUAUUAAGUCACCAAGAGAGAAUUUGGCUGAAAGGCAUGUUGGAAUAUUCCUAGUUUUUUAAACCAAUGCUUCACAAAUUGUAACAGAAAUGAAUUAUUACAUUAUUUCUAUAAGAUUUACCCCAAACUCCCAACAGGAGUCCUUCCUGCCAUGAGUGUAGGUUCUCCUUCAUCAACCUGGAGCCUUUUAAAGUCUAUACUUGAAAUCCAUCUUCUUCUAUGUGGUCAGCAACCUUUACAGCAAUGUUAGUUUGACGAUUAGAGUGGAAAAGUCUUUUUUUGUCAGUUAAUAAUGAACUCUUCAUCUAAUUUGCAAAGCUGGAACUUAGGUGUAGUAUUCUGAACUAGAGUUACAAUGAACACCCCUUCAUUAAAGGAGCUUGUUUUAUCCACACACUGACAUAAUUAAAAGAAA